This is a messenger RNA of Esox lucius (northern pike), 3629 nucleotides long. It is a transcript of the gene itgb6, whose product is annotated as integrin, beta 6. NCBI's taxonomy places the organism in Eukaryota, Metazoa, Chordata, Actinopteri, Esociformes, Esocidae. Gene Ontology annotation, cellular component: integrin alphav-beta6 complex; focal adhesion; cell surface. Bases 156 to 2516 code for a protein of 786 amino acids. The record is from RefSeq and is a predicted model, not a curated record. The transcript has 16 exons. Gene Ontology annotation, biological process: cell-matrix adhesion; cell migration; cell adhesion mediated by integrin. Gene Ontology annotation, molecular function: integrin binding.
UGCCCCGUUCCGACUGGUCGUUUUGGGUCCGGCGUCUACACGCUACAUCUCCCAUGGUCGUUUUCUCCCGCGGGCCGCUGACGAGGACACGUGCCCCCUCCGACAGGACAGCAUGGUAUCGGAGGAGGCCCCUUUAGCAGUAACCGCGAGGACCAAUGGGGAUUGCCGUACUUCUUGUCCUGAUUGUUCGGCAUUGGAUUAACGACGUGGAGGGAGCAUGUUCAGCCGGCAGUGCAGUGACUUGUGAUGAGUGCCUCCAGCUAGAUCCCGGCUGUGCUUGGUGCACUCAGGAGAAUUUCACAGACUCGUUUUUAGUCUAUGAGCGAUGUGACACGCCAGAGGUUCUGCAAAAGAGGGGUUGUCUCCAGAACCAGGUGGAAUUCCAUGUGACCAGCUCUGAGGUCCUCCAGGAUAGGCCUUUAGGAAAGAAGACUGGGGAAGCCAACACCACUCAGAUAUCACCUCAAAAGAUGGCCCUCAAACUCAGACCUGGCAGCGAGGUGACCUUUCAGAUCAAUGUGCUGCAGACAGAAGACUACCCUGUAGACAUCUACUACCUGAUGGACCUCUCGGCCUCACUGAUCGAUGACCUGGAGAGGAUUAAAGACCUGGGCUCCACGCUGUCCAAGGAGAUGGCAAAGCUCACCAGUAAAUUCAGACUGGGAUUCGGCUCCUUCGUUGAGAAACCGGUCCUCCCGUUCAUCAAGAUCACCCCUGCAGAUCUGAAGAACCCUUGCCACGGCGUGGACCAAGUCUGUCUCCCUACGUUCGGCUAUAAACAUGUCCUGCCGCUGACCAGCAACACCGACGAGUUCAACAAAAUCAUCGCCAAACAGCAGGUGUCCGCCAACAUCGACACGGCGGAGUGUGGCUUCGACGCCAUCAUGCAGGUGGCCGUCUGUGGGGACAAGAUCGGUUGGAGGAACGACUCCAUGCGACUGCUGGUGUUUGUCAGCGACGGCGACUCUCACUUCGGGAUGGACAGCAAGAUAUCUGGCAUCGUCAUUCCUAACGAUGGGGAGUGCCAUCUGGACGGCAACAAUGAGUACUCUAUGUCUACCCAUCUGGAAUACCCUUCUCUGGGACAGCUUAUGGAUAAACUGGUGGAAAACAAUAUCCUGCUUAUUUUCGCCGUGACGGAAAAUCAGAAACGGAACUAUGAGAACUAUGCCCACUUCAUACCUGGCGCCACAGUGGGGGUCCUGGAGGAGGAUUCCAGGAACAUCCUGGAACUGAUAGUGACGGCGUAUAAAGAGCUGCGGUCUGAGAUAGAGCUGGAGGUUCUUGGACAGACGGAGGACCUACACAUCUCUUUCACAGCCAUCUGUCCAGAUGGAACGGUACUUCCUGGACAGAAACAAUGCUCCAACGUGAAAGCAGGCGACACGGUCUCCUUCAACGUGACCGUGGAGCUCCCCGCGUGUCUGGACGACGGUCCCCUGCGGUUCCACAUCAAACCCGUGGGCUUCCAGGACGCCCUGGAGGUGCACCUGGACUCGCUGUGCUCGUGCGCCUGUCGCUCGACCCGGCAGCCCAACAGCAGCCACUGCGGACCGGGCCGGGGGGUCCUGGAGUGUGGUUCCUGCCUGUGUUCCCCGGGUUACACUGGGUCGAGGUGCGAGUGCACGGAGGAGGACGACCGGAGCGGCGACUGCAAGGCCGACGGCGCCGCGGAGACGUGCAGCGGACAGGGGGAGUGCCUCUGCGGCCGGUGCGCCUGCAAGGCGUCCAGUUUCGGCCGCGUCUACGGGCCGUACUGCGAGUGCAACGACUUCUCCUGCGCGCGGUACCGAGGGGAGCUCUGUGGAGGCCACGGUGACUGCGACUGUGGUGUGUGUGUGUGUCGGAGCGGCUGGACGGGGGAAUUCUGCAACUGCAGCAGCGCCGUGGACGGGUGUCUGUCAGGGGACGGGGAGCUGUGCGGCGGCAGGGGGAAGUGCGUGUGUGGCAGGUGUGUGUGCUCCGUGCCGGGAGCAUCCGGAGAAGCCUGUGAGCGGUGCCCAACGUGCGGAGACACCUGCAGCUCGGCCAGAACCUGUGUGGAGUGCCAUCUGCAAGCCGAGGGGUCCAUGGAAAAGUGUGCCGAAAAGUGCAGCGCUUCCCAUGUCUCCGUCAACAGUUCCAUUGAGCACGACGAGACCCAGUCUGUCCCGUGCACACUGAAGACCGAAAAUGAGUGUCUGAUCUCCUUCAGCGUUGUGGCUGGGGCCAGACGGAGCACCGUCUAUAAUCUCCAGAUGUAUGAUUGUCCUGAGCCACCCAACAUCCCGAUGAUAAGUCUGGGUGUCUCUCUGUCUGUCCUCUGCAUGGGCACAAUCCUGCUGGUGGCCUGGAAGCUGCUGGUCUCAGUCCAAGACCGAAAAGAGGUGGCCAAGUUCGAGGCAGAGAGGGCCAAGGCUAAGUGGCAGUCGGACACAAACCCUCUGUUCAGGAGCUCGACGUCAACGUUUCGAAAUGUCACGUAUAAAAGAGAAGGCAAACGGAAUGUUGAUAUUCAUUCAGCGGAUGGUUAUUGAUGAUGAGUCUGGUUUUUUCUGGCUGUUGAGUGGAUCGGGCAGCUGUUGAAUUGCUGUUGUCAGAUAGUAUCUGUUUGGGUGUGUAUCUUUUGUGUGUGUGUGUGCGCGUGCACAGUUGUGUGUGUGUGUGUGUGUGUGUGUGUGUGCAUGCAAAGAAAAACUGUAAACACGGCCUGAAUGUCUAUGAGAAAUGCUUCCUGAAAACUUGUUGGGAUGACACAAGGCCGUGGAUACAAUUGGAUACAAAAGAAAAAUGAAACAACCGACAAACUCCGGUACACCCCUAAACUUUCUCCACAUUUUGUUGUGUUAUAAACUUGCCGUCAAUCUACACACAAUACUGAUAAUGAUGAAAAGUGAAAAUAUGUUUUUAGAAAAUGUUUUAUGUACAGAUGCGUUUCCACCCUUUAUUGAGUACUUUGUAGAAGUGCCUUUGGCAUCUUUGGGUCUUGGGUUCGGGGCCACAGGUGGACUGCAUUCAAGUAAUUGAAACAUGUCAAGGAUAAUUGAAGGACACAAGAUGCAUCUGAGCUCAGUUUGGAGUGUCAUGGGAAAAGGGUCUGAAUAGUUAUGUACAUUAGAUAUUUCGUGAGGUUUUUCAUUUUCAAAAAAUUAGUUUUCGCCUCAUCAUCAUGGGGUAUUGUGUGUAUAUUUUUUUAAAUAAUUAUAUAUUAAGUAUAUAACAACAAAAUAAGGAGAAAGUUAUGAUGUCUGAAUACUUCACGAAAGCACUCCGUAAAAUACAACGUGCAACAUUGUAUCACUCCAGAAGGCCUUGAUUUUCUUCAGGGAUCUCCAAUCAGCAGAAAAUGUGAAUGCCUAGAUGUUAAUCAUCUCCACAUGAAAUGACUGAGAUUUUGCUGCUGAACGGAACACUGGAUUUUCACAUUUAGUUAAUUACUUUCGAAAACGUUGUAUUAAAGCAAAGGCGAAACUGAGAAACAUCGUAGGAUAUUACAAUAAUGUUUCGUUUUGUCAUAAAUAUUUUGUUCCAGAGUCGAGGCUGCGCCUUGAAUGUUAUUCGAAUAUGUUGAAUGUUGUUUCGAAGAAUAUCAAGAAUGUAUUCAUUUCAAUUUGGCGCAGAAAUAAAGUUGAGCUUUUUAGUUGUUGCCA